Hibiscus syriacus is the source of this 744-nucleotide messenger RNA. RefSeq lists its product as uncharacterized. The coding region runs from base 1 to 744 and encodes 247 amino acids. The record is from RefSeq and is a predicted model, not a curated record. The transcript is spliced from 4 exons. Lineage: Eukaryota; Viridiplantae; Streptophyta; Magnoliopsida; Malvales; Malvaceae.
AUGAAGCAAAAUAUUGUUGUCGGAUGUGUCUUUGCUUUUGACCCUCUGGUAUCUACCUCAUUAGGUUCUAAUGCAUCACCCCCAAAUUCUUCUGCACCUUUAUCUAAUGAUGCCACCAAAGCUGCAUCAUCAGUUUCUGUGAACUUACAACAUUUAAGCUUAGGGAAGGAAGAGGGAGCAGCGACUCCUAAAGAGAAUAACUGUGGAGUGGUGCUUCCGGAUUAUUUUCAAGCCCUUUCUGUUAAUUGCUCACAUUUGAGCUUUGGUACCUACAAAUCUGGCAAGAGUACAGCAUUGCCCCAGCCACAAACAUCUAGUUCCUUGACAAAUAAAUUGGAAGAGAUCUUGAUGUCAUCAAAUGGUUGUUCAACUUCUAUGCAUUUGAACUCUAGGAACCUGGUAUAUCAUGAUAAAGAGCAGCUUGAAUUUGAUUUUGAUAAUCAUAGAGCAACAACAGAUGCUACGAACUAUAUUUCACAUGUUUUCAAGAACGUCGAACAAUCUUCCUCUUCUUUUGUGAUUGAUCCAAAUGCUAGGAAUCUUCCUACUAUGCCGCAAUCACACUCCAACUCUAUGCCAAGCGAUAUAUUGGCACCGGCUAUUCAGUCUAUAGAAGCAAGAGACUCUGCUGCAUAUCUUACAUCACCGUCCUUUUCAUCUAGAUGCAUUGGUUCUGCAUCAUCGAUCAAGAAUCCAACUGUAUCCAUGUCUCAGGUAUUGAUGCAGGGGAUCCGAGAAAGAUGA